AUUGACAUAAACUCCAUUGAGAUUCUUGAACAGUUAGGAAAAGGACAAUACGGAAUAGUAAAUAGGGGCAUGUACUUGGGAAAAAUCGAAGUCGCCAUUAAAACGAUGACCAUUGGUGCUCUAGAAGAUGACUUCAUAGAGGAAGCAUUCACUAUGACUAAUCUCCAGCAUGACAAUCUUGUCAAGUUGUACGGUGUGUGUACGAAGACCUCUCCAAUCAGAAUUGUAACCGAAUAUCUCAAAAAUGGAUCGCUACUUCUCUAUCUACAGAAGCACAAACAGCGCUUCAUAUUUAACGUCGAUUCUCUCGUUGAAAUGUGCAUUGAAGUGGCCAGAGGAAUGACCUACUUAGAGCAAAAUAAGAUCAUUCAUAGAGAUCUGGCGGCCAGGAAUUGUUUGGUUGAUGAGAAGGGGCUGGUCAAGGUCGGAGAUUUCGGACUUGCAAGGUAUGUACUUGACAACGAGUACAUAAGUUCGAAGGGCACAAAAUUCCCCGUUCGGUGGGCAAGCCCUGAAAUAAUUAUGCACAGCAUGUUCAGCAGCAAAUCAGAUGUCUGGGCCUACGGGGUAUUAGUCUGGGAGAUUUUCACCUGCGGUCAGCUGCCGUACGGGCCGAGAAAAAACGUUGACAUAGCGAAUGAAAUAUCGAAGGGGUCGCUGAAUCUCGAGAGGCCCCCUCUCAGCUGCGAGGUCACCUACAAUAUCAUGAAGUCCUGCUGGAAGAUGGUGAGUGGCAGGUGGGGAGAGGAUGGAAAGAUAUAA
Messenger RNA from Helobdella robusta, 762 nucleotides. RefSeq lists its product as hypothetical. Gene Ontology annotation, molecular function: ATP binding; transmembrane receptor protein tyrosine kinase activity. The transcript has 7 exons. The record is from RefSeq and is a predicted model, not a curated record. Lineage: Eukaryota; Metazoa; Annelida; Clitellata; Rhynchobdellida; Glossiphoniidae. The annotation marks the transcript as partial. Gene Ontology annotation, biological process: protein phosphorylation; cell surface receptor protein tyrosine kinase signaling pathway; multicellular organism development. Gene Ontology annotation, cellular component: signaling receptor complex.